Salvia miltiorrhiza (redroot sage) is the source of this 285-nucleotide messenger RNA. The record is from the annotation of a RefSeq genome assembly. Lineage: Eukaryota; Viridiplantae; Streptophyta; Magnoliopsida; Lamiales; Lamiaceae.
AUGUCGGAGAAGCGAAAUAUACGAGAUCACAAACGUAGAUUGCUCGCGGCUAAAUAUGAAUUGAGACGAAAGCUUUAUAAAGCCUUUUGUUUUUGUAAAGAUCCCGAUCUUCCGCGGGACAAACAUCGUUAUAAGUUGUCCAAGUUGCCAAGAAAUAGUUCCUUUGCACGAGUAAGAAACCGAUGUAUUUCCACGGGUCGCCCCCGUUCCGUAUAUAAGUUCUUUAGAAUUUCUCGUAUCGUUUUUCGCAUCUCGAGGUCCGGCAUAAAGAAAUCGUCUUGGUAG